CUGACACCACGUCUCUGCAAUGGCGGAGGAUUUGACAACGAUGAGUUCUGCUCGUUGAAGAAACUGUGGUAAAACCAUACGAUUAAGAAGAAAUUCCUUCAAAAAUGGAUGAUAAUAGAAAUGCUACAACUAAGAAAUUGUGUAAAAGUACAGCAUGGGUGACACCAUCCUUUGGUGAUUUUGGUGCAACUGAAUCAGUGUCUGUAUCAAACAAACCAUGUAGAACACAAAGCAAAUUGACAGUCAAGAAGACUCAGUCGUUCAUCACAAAGUUUCAAGCGACAUGUCAAGAGGAUUCAUCAAAACUGCAGUCUAGCACUGGAUUGACAUCUGCAGAAGGAUUGGGUCCGAUAGAAAAAAACCAAGAGUAAUGUUUCCUGCUCACAAGCUGCCAACCCGAGUAAAGACAGAAGCACAAAGGCGCAAACUAAAAUCUGCUCUGAAUUCUGAGCUCUGGUCAGAAAAGUAUCAACCAAAGAAUAAGGAGGAACUAGCUGUGCACAAAAAGAAAGCUGAAGAGAUAUUAAUAUGGCUAAAAAACAACAUAACAAAUGUUGCAAAGCACUCAGCUCCAAUACUGCUGUUGACUGGGCCUUCUGGCAUUGGUAAAACAGCAGCAGUGAAGACCCUGGCAUCUGCUGGGCUAGAUUUACAAGAGUGGGUGAAUCCUGAGGUUGCUAGCAGUGAUGCAGAGUUUCAGCCUUUGAAUCGUGCAGAUAUUUCAUUCCCAGUCCACUAUGUUCAGCAACUUUUUGCUACGUGCCAACAAAUACUGUGCCUUGCAGCUCGGCACAACUUUUGCAAUAGAUACACCAGCACAAAACAGAAUAAUCUUGGUGGAGGAAUACCUUAUGCAUUUUAUAAAGAUCAGUCAUCUCUUCAUGAAAUACUCAGGAAAUACCACUUCUGUGGACGCUGUCCCUUAGUUUUUGUGCUGAGUGAUACAUCUAGCAGUGGUUCUAGCAUUCUUCGUCUCUUUCCAAAGCAUAUAAUGGAGGAGCUUAAAAUUGAAACCAUCAGCAUGAAUCCAGUUGCUCCUACCAUGAUGGUUAAAGUGUUGAACAGAAUAAUCAGCCAGGAAGCUAAGAUGGGUAGCUCUUCAGUCCCAUCUGCUCAAGUGGUGGAGUCAAUUGCAAUGUCAAGUGGUGGAGAUGUCAGGGCGGCAGUUAACGCCUUGCAGUUUGCUUGUAGAUGUGAUACUGCAGACCUCAGUAAAAUUAAAUCCCUGCAGAAAGCAUUAAAGAAGGAACCAUCUGGAUCAAAGAAGCGUCUUAAGUAUGGAGGUUUAUCUCAACGAGACAGUGAAAGCAAUGAACAAUCAGGUCAAACUGUGAUUAUUGGUGCCAAGGAUACCACCUGUUUCCUUUUCCAUGCAUUGGGAAAAAUUUUUUAUUUUAAACGUGCUGACCCACAUGAUGCUGCAAAUCAUCCUAGUCUACCAGCACAUAUAAAGCAGCAUGAAAGAGAUCCCUUGAUGCUUAUUCCAGAGGAAGUGGUUGAAAAGACUCAAGUCUCAGGGGACUACUUCAACACAUUUUUGCACCAGAACUAUCUAGAGUUCUUGUCAACAGUGGAAGAUGUGGAGAGAUUUUUGGAAUAUCUGAGUGAUGCUGAUACCUUGUCAUCACAGUACACAACUCGAGGUGACCUCUUAGACUACUCUGUGUCAGUGGCAACAAGAGGCUUCAUUCACUCAGACUCUGCUUGUUGUCACCAUGGUGAUAGCAGAAAAGGGUAUGGUUGGCGCCCUCUACACAAAUCUCAGUGGUUUUCUGUACAAAAGCAGUCAGAUCUGAGUAGAAGCACAGCUGUCACAUUAUUUCAAGGCUAUCACUGGGAUCCUGAAAUCCUGCUGACUGAGCUUGUGCCAUUCAUUGGCUUGAUCAACCCAACACUACAUGAUCCAGGUCAAAUUUCUUUCGUUCAAGACCUUUGCCACUUCUCCAAACCAAACCUUGUUUUCAGAUCAGGACUAGAAAGGCUCGAUGAGAAAGAAAUUUUGGAAGGGGAAGAAGAAUGCAGUGAGGUGAGAGUGCCAGACAUUGAGCAGAAAAACGAAGCUAACACAGCCUCUGCACUAAGCACGGACACUGAAGCAGAUUCAGGUGACACUCUGCCUGGCAGUCAGACCAAACAUAAAUGCUGUGCCCGUUGAGUCAGAUGAUGAGGGGGAACUCAUUAUUGAGGACUUUGAUGACUGAGACACAAUGAAUCAAAUAUUAAUGGAGAGAGAUGUUAAAUAAAUGUUCGUGCCCAACCUGUUCCAAACAGUGGAGCAUUUGGUGAGAUCACCGUUAACAUCAUUAAGCUAUGUGUUCAUUUCUGAAAUCAUCAGUUUUCAAUGGACUUGAGCUUCUUUUUUUUCCAUUUUGAGUCAGUAUUUUAUGUGUUUUAAGAACAAAAUAAUGUGACAUUGCUGUUUUAAUUUUGAGAUGGAACAUUUAGAACGCCAUGAAUUUCAAUGACUGGACGGUUGUACAAGUGCCUUAAAUCAAAUAGUUGCUAUGCAACCUUACUGCAUGCUCUUAAUUGCAGGGUAUGUGGGAACCAGGCUUGCAUUUUGGUUGUACUGUGUAAGAAAAGAAAAAAAAAAAAAAGAAAUCAAAUCAAACUUUAGAUUGCUUUGAACCCACUGCAAUUUGUGUGUAUGUGUGAGGGUUUAAGUGGGUAAGAGUUGUGUAACACCUUGCUGACUGUCAUCAGUGAUGUGUAAACCCUCUAAAAGAAGAUGAAAGGUGGGGGGGGGGAUAAAGGUGAAAGAGAGGGGGUUGCUGUCCGGUCCCGAAAAGAAGAGACCUGCGAAAGCCUUGCGAGCAGCUGACGCGUGACGAGAGCGCCGCGGGUCAGGGCCCUUGGGCUCGCGAGACGGAUAGGGUCACACAAGGACGAGGUGAAAUGCCGCUUGAUUCCCUCCAUCCACGCGCGCACACCCAACGACAGGCCAGCCCAGCACGGGAGGUUUAGUACGAAGACAGCCAAAUAAUCGCCGACACGCGACAGUCGUGGCUAUUUAGUAUACAGAUACCUCCUGUUGAUGCUAGCACAUGUACCAAAAACCUAAUAAACCCAAAUGAAUUUUUGCCAGCCAAAACCUUUUUCAUUUUCUCAUCAUUUGAAAAACACGAAAGGACAAUGUUAGACACUUGUAGGCUUGAACUGUACACAAAGGUACACAUCAAUGUCGACGAUUUUUUUUUAAUUGUAUGAGCCGACAUGGUCGAAGAAAGCUGCAUGAAUUGUAAAUUUCUCCCUCCUUCUUCUUUCCCCCCAAAAAAGUUUUGCUGGCUGCAAGGCGACAUGUCUGAGUGAUAUAGCAGUGCUGCUUUUCCCGCCAUCCACAGAACCGAUUUCUGUUUGUCGAAAGGUGACAGGUUCUAACAGUCACUGCCUACAGCCUCGAGAAUGGGAGAAGCACCACUGCCGCUGGACGGCGGCUCUCGUAUCUUGCACAGCAGCUUCCAGAAACCUCUUCGACACCCUCUCCCAUAAUUUAAUAAAGAUUACUGAUCAAUGCAUUAAGUUUGUGUGGGUUGACUGUGUGUUGAAAAAUGCUUGAUGCUUAUUUAUUAUGAGAUGAUCCUUUUAUUAUUGUGAGAAGAAUGGAAUCUGUGCGUGACCUUUGAGACCUACAACACGAAAGUAGCAAGACACCAGCACAGAAAGGUAGGU
Molecule: messenger RNA, 3669 nt
Organism: Pomacea canaliculata
Lineage: Eukaryota; Metazoa; Mollusca; Gastropoda; Architaenioglossa; Ampullariidae
Product: cell cycle checkpoint protein RAD17-like
Biological process (GO): DNA repair; mitotic DNA replication checkpoint signaling; DNA damage checkpoint signaling
Molecular function (GO): chromatin binding
Source: RefSeq, a predicted model, not a curated record